AUGGUGCUAAUUGAUCCAGGGAGCAGUGCCAAUAUUAUGCCUAGGGUCACCUUCAAUCGGCUGGAAAUCAAGCCAAAAGAGCUCAAAUUAGAAUUGCUGGUCCGGGCAGCCGAAAGGGAGCUUGUCGAAAGCUUUGUGGUGGUGGAGAUCCAUCCCUCUUACAAUCUGUUGAUAGGGAGAGGGUGGAUUCAUAGGGUACAGGAGGUCCCAUCAACCCUGCACCAAGUGAUGAGAUACCUGAGUCCAGAUAGGAGCAAGGUGAUUGACAUCUAUGGGGAUCAGGUUACAACAAAGGAAUGUUACUCGGUGACUCUGAAAGCCGUAGGGAAUGGAAAAGCUCCCAUCUGA
Cornus florida is the source of this 348-nucleotide messenger RNA. RefSeq lists its product as uncharacterized. NCBI's taxonomy places the organism in Eukaryota, Viridiplantae, Streptophyta, Magnoliopsida, Cornales, Cornaceae. Bases 1 to 348 code for a protein of 115 amino acids. The record is from RefSeq and is a predicted model, not a curated record. The transcript is spliced from 2 exons.